AUGAAUUAUCAAUUACUUUAUAAAAUUAUAAACUUAAUAUUUGCAACGACAAAUAGUAGUGAAUCGCAAGAAAAUACUUUAUUACAAAAUAAAGAAAAGAGAUUUGCUUUAUUGGGUGAUUUAUUAAUGAAAUUUUUAUUCAAAUAUGACCAUAUUGAUAUAUUAGUUUUUGAAGAUCUUAAUGAAAGCUUUUUGCUUUUAGAAAAUUAUACAAUGAUGUUUUCUAAUGAUGAUUUAAAAUUUAUUCAUAAAGAGUGUGAAAAAAUUUCAAUUGAUUCUUAUGAUACUAAAAAAAUAGUAGAAUUUUUUAAAUUUAAAACUGAAAUUAAUAUUUUAGAAGAAUUUGAAUUAUAUGCUUUGAUACUAAAGGGUUUUGUUGAUAAUUUUGUUGAUCUUCUUACUGAUGUCAAUGUUCAGCUAUCUGAAACCAGAAACGAAAAAUUUUAUGAAAAUGCAACUCUCGCAUUGAUACUUAAAGAUUUACCUGUUUCCUUUUCUAGUAUAAAAAUUAAUUUUUUUAAAACCUUAUAUAAUGUAGUUUGUAAAGGUGAAGCUUUCAAUAAAAAUUUAAGUGAUUUAGUUAAUGAAUUAUUAAAAGAAAUAAAAAGAUCUUCGGAAAUUUCAAAAAGGAAUAUAGAAAUAGAAGAAUUUGUAAAAAAGAUGAGAGAGAAAUAUCAGUUGUUUUUUGAAAAUUAUGAAAAAACUUUACCAAAAAAUAUUAGUAGAAGGAGUUUUUUUGAAAAUAAUGAGAUUGGUUUAAAAGAAAUACAAAAAAUUAUUAACAAAAACCUUUUAAAAGAUACUAAAACAAAAAAUUUAAAUCGUUGUUUAGACUUUUUAUUUUUAAUUAGAGCACUUUUUCAAAACCACAAGGCUUUUUUUUAUUUUAUUAAUAAGAUCAAUUUUGAAGAAGAUAAAUAA
Messenger RNA from Hepatospora eriocheir, 921 nucleotides. NCBI's taxonomy places the organism in Eukaryota, Fungi, Microsporidia, Hepatosporidae. The record is from the annotation of a GenBank genome assembly.